AUGAACGACCUCUUCAAGUUGGCUAUCAACAGCGCCACUAUUUUUGCGGAAACAGACAAGAAAGGGACCAUCACCAACGUGAAUGACCUGUUCUGCGCCGCAUCGGGAUACUCCAGACAUGAGCUCAUCGGGCAAAGCUACCAUCUUAUCAAGUCCGGGCAUCACCCAACCAGCUUCUACCAUGAGAUGUGGACCAAGGUCACGGGAGGCUCAAUCUGGCGGGGACAGAUUUGCCACAAAACCAAAAUUGGUACAUUAUAUUGGAUCAACUGUACUAUAAUACCCAUCAACGCACCAGGAACAACAGCUUUCAUAUCGGUUUCAUUUGACAUCACCUCCAAAGAGACAAUCAUCGAAAACCUCCAAUGGAAAGUCUGUCACGACUCAUUGACAGGACUCUACAAUCGUACAUUCUUACUAGAGCACAUACAAAAGAAGAUCUCAGCCUCAAAUAGCACCGAGCAAAACCACUUCGCGAUCGGAAUGAUCGAUAUGAACUCUUUCAAAAACAUCAACGAUACCUAUGGUCAUUCUACCGGAGACUCACUGUUAGUCGAGACAGCCAAGAGACUUAAAGCAGUCUGUCGAGAAGAAGAUACAGUUGCUCGUAUGGGCGGUGAUGAAUUCUUAAUAGUAUGGAAUGACGCAGUUGGUAUCGAGUCUACGAUACAAGGCAUCGAGCGGCAAAAACAGGAGGAAUCUGUUUUUCGGGGCAUUCUAGGCCGCAUAUUUGCGAGGCCUUUUUUGUUGGAGCAUGGGAUUUUGUUGAAGAUCAGAGGGAGUCUUGGUGUUGCGCGUUAUCCGGAUCAUGGAUUGGACCCGCUGGUGUUACUGGGGCAUGCCGACCAGGCAAUGUAUAAGGCUAAGCUUAAAAGGGGGGAGUUCGUAUGCGUAUUUGAUUCGACUUUGAGAUUGAAGGAGAUGAAGUAG
Messenger RNA from Penicillium angulare, 930 nucleotides. Its product is annotated as nucleotide cyclase. Lineage: Eukaryota; Fungi; Ascomycota; Eurotiomycetes; Eurotiales; Aspergillaceae. The record is from RefSeq and is a predicted model, not a curated record. The transcript has a single exon. The coding region runs from base 1 to 930 and encodes 309 amino acids.